UUUCUCUCGUAUCUGUCGUUUUCUCUCCUGCCGGUAUUCAAUUAUUUCGCGGCAGCAGCUCCAGUCUCGCUAGCAGUGCCACCGUUGGCACCAACACCAUCACCAGCGGCAUUUCCAAGGAGUGCGCCAAUUACCCCGUCGGCAGUCAGUCGGCCCGUCCAUACGUCCAACUGCCGGGCAUACACAUUUCCAACCCUCCCCAGUACGGGCCAGGGAAUAUGCAGGAAAUAGACGCUGGCAAAAUGGCGCACAACGGCAAGGCACUCACAGGGCGCUACAAUGCCACGCCCACCUAUGGCUUCGACAACGAGCAGAACUACUGCCUGUUGCCGUCUCCAAUGCCCCCUCCACCAUUCGCCUUGGCACGCGUGAGCAGCACACGCAACUUCGAGCUCGAGAACCACACACCGCCGGCAUGUCCCGGCUCUGGACCCAUUGCCAUGACGGCAAUGAAGGGCAAUAACUUUGUUCGCUAUGCCAAGAUGUGGUACAAGGGUGUGAGCUUCACCAGCGAGGCGUGCGCUCUCAUCUACCUGGUGGACACAGCCGUGACGCGCACCACAACCGACACUUUCACCGAUCUGACCAAGGACUACACCCUGGCAGUGUUCUAUGACGACUCGCGGCAUGGUCCCUCUUAUAUGGCUGAAGCCCAUGACGUGAUUGCCAAUUCAGCUUACACCUGUACCGAGGAUGGCACUGAGAUCUAUGACAUAAACGGAUUUCGCAUCACCCAGGCAGCCGAUGGCCUGGUGAAGGUCACUCGUGUGGACAACAAGUGCUUGAUUCGCACCAGUCCCGGCAAUGGAUCGGCCACUUUGACCACACCUGGCAUCCAUUGCACUGCCUCUCUGGGCAAGACCUCGCAUCUGUUUGUUCGUCGCAAUGAGAAGCGCAUGCACUUCGAUGGAUCCUGUUUCAUUGUACGCAACGCCGGACACUCCGCCGGCUUCAAUGAGAACAACCUGCUCAUUGUCUACUGAGCGGCGUUCGUAGUCCGGAGAUAGA
This is a messenger RNA of Drosophila miranda, 1008 nucleotides long. RefSeq lists its product as uncharacterized. The transcript has 5 exons. NCBI's taxonomy places the organism in Eukaryota, Metazoa, Arthropoda, Insecta, Diptera, Drosophilidae. The record is from RefSeq and is a predicted model, not a curated record. The coding region runs from base 219 to 983 and encodes 254 amino acids.